Molecule: messenger RNA, 2394 nt
Organism: Spathaspora passalidarum NRRL Y-27907
Lineage: Eukaryota; Fungi; Ascomycota; Pichiomycetes; Serinales; Debaryomycetaceae
Exons: 1
Coding region: 1-2394 (797 amino acids)
Biological process (GO): chromatin remodeling
Cellular component (GO): RSC-type complex
Molecular function (GO): protein binding; chromatin binding
Source: RefSeq, a predicted model, not a curated record
AUGUCGGAUAGGGAAAGGAAAAAGUUGGCGUUAAGGAUACGCACCCUUUUUGAUAGAUUGUAUAAAGUGGAAGACAACGGAUUUUUAAUUUAUCAAACAUUCCAAACAUUACCCUUGAGAACAGGAACCGACUAUUACAAAUUGGUCAAGAAUCCUCUUUCUUUGCAUGCAGUUGGAAAGAAAAUCAAAACACAGAAAUAUGCCAGUGCCCAAGAAUUUAUAGAUGAUUUGGCUUUGAUUUCAUGGAAUGCUAGAUACUUUAAUGAACCAGGUUCUGCUGUGUACAGGCACGCCCAAAUCUUGAAAGAAUAUAUCAGCAACGUGGUGCUUCCUAAACUAAGAAAUGACAAGGCUAUUCCAAACCACUCUUCCUUGUUCUACCCUAAUUUGGGUGAUUUGCCUGAUGAUAAUGAUGAUCCUACCUUGGCGGGUGUUAAUUUUGGAGAUGCGGGUGAAUCAACACCCAGAAGAGAAGAAUUUGUUUCUGAAAUGAGCGUUACUCCUCAAGCAGACCCAUUCAUCUCAAUGUCAAAACCUUUGGUUAGUACUUCACAUCCUAAGCAACAACCAUUUAUCAACAGCAAUAUCCAUACUCCAAAACACCAAACUCCACUGUAUACAAGAGAAAGAGCAACAAAGCAAGCCGAAUCGGGUAUCAGAAGAGGUCGUCCACCUAUUAUUGAUAAGCCAUUUGAAACUCGUAUCAAGUUGAUUUUGAAAGGGUUCAAGAAAUUGCGUGAUGCAACUAAUGAUCAUGCCUUGACUAAGCAUUUUGAAAGGCUUCCCGAUAUCAAGCAGGAAAUUGAUUAUUAUGAACGUAUUCCAAAUCCAAUAAGUUUACAAGAAAUCAAAGUGAAGGUAAGAAGUAGAAAAUAUGCUACUGUUGACCAAUUUAUAAAUGACUUGGAUUUAAUGUUUGCUAAUGCUCAGACUUAUUAUGGUGAUGAUCCAUACAGUGAAGAAUUUAUGGAUUACCAACAAUUCAAAAAGGAAGCUCAAAUUAUUAUUCAAAUGGAAUUGAGCAAAUCCGACAAAGAAGUUCUCAGUCUUAGUACCGCAAGUAGUGAUGGUGUUUUGAGAUUCCCCAUGGAUUCGUUAGAAGUUAAUGGCUACACCUAUAAAAUUGGUGAUUGGGUAUUAAUGUCAAACCCAGUUGAUGCCGAGAAGCCUACUGUGGGACAAAUCUUCCGUUUAUGGUCUACUGAAGAAGGGAACAGAUAUUGUAAUAUAUGUUGGUACUACCGUCCCGAACAAACUUGUCAUGCUAUCGAUCGUUUAUUCUUCAAGAAUGAAGUUUGUAAAACAGGUCAAUACAGAGAUCAUUUAGUUGAUGAAAUUGUUGGUCCUUGCUAUGUUAUCUUUUUAACAAGAUACCAAAAGGGUGACCUUCCAGAAGGUGUUAUCCCUGAUGGAGCUCCUUGGUUUAUUUGUGAAUUCAGAUAUAACGAAUCAACCCAUGUUUUCAAUCGUAUUAGAACCUGGAAGGCUUGUUUACCAGAUGAAGUUAGAGAUGAUCCUGAACAACCAUUAAUUCCCUUACAUGAAAACCGUAAGUUGAUUAAAUAUGAAUCACCUUUGAAGAACCUUUUGAGACCAGAUGCAUAUGUCGGUAUGCCCAUUCCAGAUCCAAUAGGAGGACAACCAAACACUCCACCAGUAUCAGGGCUGGUUUAUAAAUUAGCCCCAAUACCCGAUGAUGAUUUGGGCCAAUACAUUUCCAGUCCUAAUGUUACACCGAUGCCAGAACAUGAUGAUGUAGCUACAGGACGUCGUGCAUUCCUCUUCACUCCUAUUUCUCAAUUGAAAGGUGGAGGUGGUGCCACCACUGCUGUAUAUGCUACUUCCCCUAGUGUGCUUGCUCGCGGAUCUCCUACUGCUCUGCAGGAUGUUGUGCCAACUCAUACAACCACCAGUAUUAGUGCUCCUACAAACUUUGUUGAAGAUAAACAUGCAUUACCAGGAAGUUAUAAGCUGCUUCAAGCACAAAUUCAAGAAAGCCAAGCUAAGAAAUUGCAAGAGCAACAAUUGCAACAAAUGCAAUUACAACAACACCAGCUGUUGUUUAGAAGAGCCAACACUCCUACACCUACUAGUAUUGCGCCCACUGGAGGAAAUUACCAUACUUCUGCAUCCACUUAUUCUACAUUAUUGGCUGGUGGAACUUUAGCUUAUGGGUUGAAUACAGGAGUUUUUGAUUUAGGCGAAGAAGUUGAAGAAUUAGUCAACAAGAGACAAAAGUUGAAUAAUGAAGGUGAAGUUGAAUCUGAAGAAUUUGUGUUUUACAGAGCACCUCCAGUAUUAUUAAGCGGAAGAAAAAUUAUAACUAAUUCUCAAGCCGAGCUUGGACAUUCAGCUGCAUAUUUAGCCUGGAAAUUAAGGAGGGAGCAACAGUAA